This is a messenger RNA of Xiphophorus maculatus (southern platyfish), 1754 nucleotides long. RefSeq names its product calcium-binding mitochondrial carrier protein SCaMC-1-A-like (gene slc25a24l). The record is from RefSeq and is a predicted model, not a curated record. The transcript is spliced from 11 exons. The coding region runs from base 98 to 1450 and encodes 450 amino acids. Lineage: Eukaryota; Metazoa; Chordata; Actinopteri; Cyprinodontiformes; Poeciliidae. Gene Ontology annotation, molecular function: ATP transmembrane transporter activity; calcium ion binding. Gene Ontology annotation, biological process: transmembrane transport.
GCCCCCUGCUGGAUCUCAGUCUCCUCUCCUUCCCUGCAUUGGCUCUUAGCUCGAUGAUUCAGCAGAGAGAAAAACAAGCAUUUUUUGAUGAAGCAACAUGGACCGGUUCCGAGGAUUGUUUGUGAAACUGGACCAGAACAAGGAUGGGUUCAUAUCAAUGGCAGAGCUCCACGAGGAGAUGAGGAAGCAUGGGAUCAUCUCAGGAGAUGGAAAGGUCCAGAAUAUCAUGGAGUCUUAUGAUAAAGAUAAAGAUGGGCUGCUGGAUUAUAAAGAGUUUCUCAGCUACAUGAUGGACAGAGAGAGGAAAUGGAAAAUUCACUUUCAUGAUCUUGACAAGAAUAACUGCGGAGUGAUUGACCAGGAGGACAUCAUAUGUUUGUUUAAGGAGAUAGGAGUGGUCAUAUCAAAGCCGAAUGCAAAAAAAAUUAUUCAAAUGAUGGACAAGGACAGGUCCAUGACAGUUGACUGGGAUGAAUUCCUGCAUUAUAUCAUUCUAAACCCGGUGGACAACAUCGGAGAGCUCGUUUCCUCGUGGAAACACAGUCUGGUUUUCGAUGUGGGCGAGAGUCGUGCGAUGCCCAUCGAGUUCCCAGACAACGUGUCUGGCUUUGGGGCUUGGAAGACGUUUGUUCUGUCAGCUGGUCUUUCAGAUGCGGUUUCUCGAACUGCGACGGCGCCUAUAGACCGACUGAAGACCCAACUUCAGGUCUUUGGGUCCAAGGCUUUUUCCCAAGGCUUUCAGGAGCUGAGAGAAGGAGGUUUGCGGUCAAUGUGGCAAGGCAACGUUGUCAAUGUGCUGAAAGGUACUCCGCAGUCCACACUGCAAUGUCUUAUCUAUGCACAGAUGAAAGUCUACACCCAAAACAGAAGCCAGGAGAAUCUGACUGUGCAGCAGCGCUUCGGUUUGGGUUGCGUCUCUGGAACGGUGGCUCAUGCUGCUUUCUACCCAUUAGAGGUGUUGAAGGUGAGGCUGAACCUGCAGCAAACCGGCACGUAUCAUGGCGUUGUGGCGUGCGCCCGAUCUAUUUACAAACACGAGUCCAUGUCGUCCUUUUACAGAGGCUUCAGGCCCAGCAUCCUCUGCAUGAUCCCCUAUGCAGGUGUGGAGUGUGCGGUUCAUCAGUCUAUCAUGAGCUGGGCAAAAAGCAAUCCAACCUACAGUAGCGACUCCAAGCUGUUUUUCUUCAGUUUUGUGGCUUUUGCUUCUGGGCAAAUAAGCAGCUACCCGCUGGCGGUGAUCCGGACACAGCAGCAAGCUCAGGCCUUCAUCUCAGAUUCGCAUCCUGUCUCUGGCGUGUUAUCAGGACUCACCCGGAUAUAUGAAAGGAGCGGAUUUAGAGGAUAUUAUAACGGCAUGGGAGCCAGCUUCGUAAGAGCGAUUCCAUGCACGCUAAUAAACUACAGCCUGACCAGGAAAUUUGAAAAUAUGUUUUCUUCCAUGGAAUCUUGAGGAACUCAAACAAUUGUUUUAUUUUUAUGUUUCUGGUAUGUUUUCUGAGUUUCAAUGUACAACAGACUGGUUUCUGUUGAUUAAGUUCAACUUUUAAUACAUCUGACCAAGAAAAUAAAACCAGCAUGAGGAUUUGAAACCACCAAACCGGCUCAGGGCUGAAGCACGGUUGACCGAACACAUAUAUUAACAGAAACUGUGAUGAUAAGUUCAUUAAGGUCUGUUCUGAAUGGAAAUGUGCUCUGCUGGGGUUUGUUUAAUAAAAUUCUACCUUAAAGUGGGACAGACAGUCUUUGUUUACAUA